CUGACGAGCCCGUUCUCGCCCCUGGCAGGACAAUCAGGAGGAAAUCAAGCAGCAUGAAACGCCUCUCUCCCGCCCCCAGCACCCAAACCUCCUACUACAGUGAGUCCAUGAUGAGCGAGUCAUACCUGGGGGGCAGCCGGGGCCUCGCCGCCCUGGGCAGCUCCGUGCUGGACGAUGCCCUGGACAGCAGCACGUACUGGGGUGGGGAGCUCUCCACCAGGAGGAGGAGAGGCACAGGGGACACCGAGUCCAGUAAGAUCAACGGGCUGCUGGAGAGUAAGACGUAUGACACCUAUGCCUCUUCGUCUGGGUAUUCCUCGGAAGAUGACUACACUGGUCGCUUAUACUCAGGCCAGAGUAGCUCCGGGUCAGGGCUCAGGACCGCAGCCUCCCGGGUGGGCUCCUUCCUCUGGCAGGUGCUCACCUCCCCGGUUUGGUUCGUGCGAUGGCUGUUCUCAGGGCUGGCAGCUGCCUGGCACCGCCUCACCGGCACGGCUCCCCAUCUGGGCAGCGUCCCCUUCUCCAGGCGCUACCCACGGCUGAAGAGGUCCCUGCUCCUGCUGCUGCUCCUCCUGCUCCUCGCUGCUGCUGCCUACGGAGCUUGGUACUUCUACCCUUAUGGGCUGUCGACGCUCAGCCUCCCCGCAUUCCCGUGGUGGGGAGCUGGAAAGCAUUCCUCCUCUGACGUGCCUGAGGCAGGGGACCUGACUGCUCUGGACCAGGGGCUGCGGGGAGAGCACCGGCUCCUGGCUCGCUUCCAGGCCCUGGAGAAGCGCUUCGAGGCACUGGAGGCCGAGAUGUCACGGUGGGCGGCAGCAGUGGUAGCAGGGGGAGAGACACCCCCGGGGGACGUUCUGGCACUGCUGGAGGGGCUGGUGAGCCGCCGGGACGCAGGGCUGAAGGAGCACCUCCGCACCGACAUGACCAGCCACCUCCAGAGUGAGCUGGAUGCCUUCCGAGCUCAGGUGCAGAAGGAUUUAGACGGGCACCUAGGGAAGAUGGCACAAGCCUCUCAGGAUAUGGAGACACGCUUGCUGGAGCUGAACACGGAGUGGCAGAGCUCGGCGCAGGAGGGCCUGCGAGGGAGCUUCCAGCAGGAGGUGGGCAAGCUGGAGCAGGAGGUGGCAGCGCUGAGGAGGGAGCUGGCUGGCCUCAAGUCAGACCAGGAGGCGAUGGGGAAGCAUGUGGAGGGAAUGCUGGAGCAGCUGAAGGCGGUGCGGGCUGACGUGGAAGCGCAGUUCCCAGCAUGGAUCAGUCAGUUCCUGUCGCAGUCCCGGCGGGAUGGCGCCGCUGGCCUUGUCCUCCAGCGGGAAGACUUGCAAGCGGAGCUCCAGGCCCUGGAGCGUAAGAUCCUGGCCAAAGUCUUGGAGGACCGGAGGCUGUCGGCAAGGGAUGCUCUAGGCAGUAUCGGAGUGGCCCUGCAGCAAGGGGGAAGUGCGGGGGUGACAGAGGAGCAAGUGCAUCUCAUCGUGGGCCAGGCCCUGAAGCGCUACAGCGAGGACCGCGUGGGGAUGGUCGACUACGCCCUGGAGUCGGCGGGGGCCAGCGUCAUCAACACCCGCUGCUCGGAGACCUAUGAGACACGGACGGCGCUGCUGAGCUUGUUCGGCAUCCCCCUGUGGUACCACUCGCAGUCCCCCCGUGUCAUCCUGCAGCCAGAUGUCAACCCUGGGAACUGCUGGGCGUUUCGUGGGUCCCAGGGCUUUGCCGUCAUCCGCCUCUCCGGCAUCAUCCACCCCACGGCCGUGACUCUGGAGCACAUCCCGAAAGCCCUCUCACCCCAGGGGACCAUCCCCAGCGCCCCCAAGGACUUUGCUGUCUACGGCUUGAAGGAGGAGGGAGAGGAGGAGGGCCUUCUCCUGGGGCAGUUCACCUACAACCAUGACGGUGACCCCAUCCAAACAUUUUACUUGGAGGGUGAUGGCAGGAGCAGGUCCCAGCUGGUAGAGCUGCGGGUGCUGAGCAAUUGGGGCCACCCUGAAUACACCUGCAUCUACCGCUUCCGCGUGCACGGGGAGCUGGCGCACUGA
This is a messenger RNA of Balearica regulorum gibbericeps (East African grey crowned-crane), 2030 nucleotides long. Lineage: Eukaryota; Metazoa; Chordata; Aves; Gruiformes; Gruidae. The record is from RefSeq and is a predicted model, not a curated record.